Carica papaya (papaya) is the source of this 850-nucleotide messenger RNA. RefSeq lists its product as uncharacterized. The record is from RefSeq and is a predicted model, not a curated record. NCBI's taxonomy places the organism in Eukaryota, Viridiplantae, Streptophyta, Magnoliopsida, Brassicales, Caricaceae.
CCGCCAAUCUGCAAAAAGAGACAGAGGGCUCUGGAAGAACCUCACUCCGUCACAAUUGCCCACGUACGAGUGAAGUCAAAGAUCAAAAUCCAUUCAUCUAAAAAGUUAAAACACCCACAAACCCUCCACUGAAAUCUGUCAAAACCCUAAUCAAGAUCAAUACGGCCUCAGAUAAAACCUUAAACAUGGCUCUAAGAAUCAAUCUUUUUCCCUCAAAUACCCUCCCCCAAACCCCAAAGUUGUACGCCUAUCCCACUCCCACCAUCGCCAGACCUAAAUCCCAGAUCCAAUGCGGCACCAACAACAUCGACAUCAGCGAUGCAGAACUGGCCUCAGAUUUGGCGACGGAGGUGGCAAAGCUAAACUCCCAUUUGGUCCAGAAAGAAGAAGCUAUGAAGAAGAGCAAAGAGCUGUUGUUCGACCAGUUUUGCCAGUUUCUGGAUUUGAAAGAAGAGGAGGUGAAGAAUAAAUGGAGAACAAAGAUGAGUGAAGAAGAGAAAUGGGUUGUGGUUAAUGGAUUUGUUAGCGAGUGGAGUGUGAAUUUCCAUCCGUUGUCUGCAAGGUCUGUUAGAGCAAUGAUUGAGGAGUAUUUACAUGAAGGGAAGGCGUCGCCGCAGCCUUCUCCUUCGAUUUUGUUUCGUGGUUUGAGGAGAAUAAUGGGGUUUUCACAGAACAAGUGAAUAGAAGAGAUUGGGAAUGUUGGGGCAUAUUUAGAAAGUUUUUCAAUUGGGAUUUCAGAUGUAGGGUUUUGAAUUUCAGUUGUUCAUUUAAUUGAUUAUUAUUAGUUUAUUAAUUACUUCUUAAAACUGGUUUGUAAGAUUAGUUAGUGAAAUUCUUAUUAUUUGCGAAA